AGUCACAUGAUUUAUCACAUGACUCAACAGCAGUGGACCAAAAUGAUGGGGCCUUGUGGAAUGGAAUACACAGCUCCCAGAACUGUUCUUGAAUGAAUCGGAUUACUUACUUGUGACAAUUAUGGAGCCAUUAUUUUUCAUAUCAUUCUUGUGCGGAUCCAUCAUAUUCUCAGCUUCCAUCAUGUCCAUCUCGCUUUUUUCCUUGAGCUUGUUGUUGCCCUCUCCUCGGACUCUUGUGGCUGCUGAUUCGGCGGACAGUGACAAGUGGAUGCCGGGGAGCACCAGCGGGGAUCUACAUUCCAUUUCCCGUGAAGAGGGCUCUUUAUUCGUCAAUCCACCUGGCUUAAAGUUAAACUCGAAUUCACAAGGACAAGGUCAAGCAGCCAUUGAUCAUUUGAAUCCUCUUGCAUGUACUCAAGAACAUAUUUUAGUUGACAUUGACAACUUGCCUGUGGAUUUUACGAAGUGCCAUCACAGAAAAGAACUAUUGAGUGCAUACAGCAAUGCUUCCUCAGCAUUCAUUGAAUGUGCAGUUAAGAAUGCCAAGCCGGUUUUGUAUUGUGGACAAUGUGUAUUGGAGUUUGACUUAUCAAGGAAAGCGUGGAGUAAUAUUGAAAAUGAUGAAGAAUGCAAAGAAGAUAUACUUGUUUCUGAUAAACUGCAGAUUGUGAGUCAAACACAAGCUUUCCUCACUCAGCUGUGGCGUGAUGGGAAUUGUCAAAAUUGCUAUGAUGAAAAUCUGAAUUUUAAUGCAACCAACUCAACUCAAGAAUUCCUCAAGAACUAUAAUGACACGAUGACCUGCUUUUUGAACAAUGGCGGAUGCUCUGAUGAUCCAGUUCCAGUCGACUCAAAUAUGACGUUAUGUGAUAAUUGCAGUGAAGAAUAUGACAGACUGAAUGCCCUGUACAAUGACAUGAGCGACGACCAACUUUGUAUGGACAUCAUAGACUUGAUGAAUCGCACCCGCAUCAUGUGGAAAGAUAAUCAAUGUCGGAAGAUAGAAAGAGAGUUUUUAGCUGUAGUAACCCUAAGCGUCUUUGUCUGUAUAUUGCCAUUAUUCUUUUACAUUACUGCAAUGCUGCAUGGGACCAAAAAACAACAAAGACUUGUAGAAAAAUCCAAAGAAAGGAAACGGAGGUCACUAUCAGCUUCAGCAAGACUCUAUGCUGGGACAACAACUUCCCUACGCUAAUUAAUUUAUGUUAUAUGCCUUUAAUUAAAGACUCCAAAGGAAAUCAGGAAAUGUCACCUCGAUGACAUGUUAAAGCAUCAUACUUUAUUUUUGUUUGAGACAAAAUACAAGGACUCGAUAGACUUUGGAGGCAAAACAAUGUUAUUAGUAUACUGUUAAAAUUGUCUGUUAAGGCCACUCAUGCAAAAAAGAAAAAGUAGCCACAUUCCUUUUAAAUGGAAACAGUUUUGAUGGCCAUUAAAGACAGGUUUCUGCUAUAGAUAGGAAGCUGCUAAGGCAGGUUUUACUCACUUGUACUUCAGCAUUUAUUAAUCUGCCUUAAAUUUGAGAACUUUCCAUCUUGAGUUUAAUAUUAAGCUUUAAAAAAAUGAAAUAUUAUGUAAGUCAAAUAUAUGACAUAUUAGAUACAGGAGCGGAUCCAGGGUGGGGGGGGGGGCGCCCACCCCCCUCCCAUAUUGGGGCAACCUGCAGAAAAAAGUGUCCUUAUUAACUUAAGAGAAACCUUCGGUGCAUGUUACGGGGCUUUCUGGCCCCCCUCCUUCCAAAAAUUCCUGGAUCCGCCCCUGAUGUAUGUAUGUAUUUAAAUCAAAUAUGUAAUCAUUGUUUGUUUGGUAAAAUACACUGCUAUACUCAGAUUGUCUUCAUUUUAUCAUCUGCCAUUUGGAGGUAAGUUAUAUGAAAUUAAGUAAAAUUCCUGCAUAGCUUUUGUUUUCUCCUAGCUGCCUUUCUAUUCCCCAUAGUACUACUCUUUGUCAUUGGUGUGUUUGAUUCCAUAUACCAUAGCCAAACGCUAGGUAAAGUAGCACACAGGUGUUGCUAAUGAGAUUGUUCAGGGGAUGGUUUCAUAAAAAGUUUUGUCAGUGAUUUACUGCAAAUCCCUGCAUCUGAUUGGUUGAGGCAAACUAGUCACUGAGAAACACUGACUAACAGGGUUUUUGUAUCUUUACAAUUUCUCUCCCAAGUCUCCAAUGCAGCAUUUGCUCCACUCCUUACUUAAUAUAUAUACAUGUAUGUAUAUUCUUGCAAUGAUUUACAUACUGUUGUUGUUUAUUCUUAUGAAGAGAGAUAAUAAAGAAGGAUUUAAUUUAUAAUAGUAUAAUUUUAUAUUAAUCAUAAUGAUUAUGAUGAUGAUGAUACUACUUCUACUAAUACUACUACUACUUCUACUACUACUUCUACUACUACUACUACUACUACUAAGUACUACUACUACUACUGCUGCUACUACUACUACUACUACUACUACUACUACUACUACUACUACUACUACUACUACUACUACUACUACUACUACUACUACUACUACUACUGCUACUCCUACUGACAUUUUGAUAUUUACAUAUAUGUCAAGAAGAUAUGUGCAUUAUUUCAUAUUUACUGAAGCCUGUGUCGGACUAUAUGAUCUGCUCUGAUCUUAUUUUGGAAAAUAACUUGCAGACAGAUGAACUUGUGGGUGGCCAAGCUCAGCGGUAUGCAACACAGAAGAAUUUGGUAUUGUACCCUAAUUGCAUAAUGGUAGAUAUCUUGAUAAGUAACGAACCACUUGGCUCCCGUCUGACCUAGAGGAUUACAAUGAUUUUGAAGCUAAAUAAUUGAUUUGACUUUGAAUCCUUGACAGCUUGCACAUUAAAAUAUACUACUUUUCUGUUUGAAAAGACCAGUGAACUUUCCCUAUGCAUUGAAGUAGUUAACAUUUUUUUUUUACUCCGCUUACUGUAUAAUUAAAUGCGUAGAUCAUAAAAUAGCAUUAAGCAAACAAAUUGUAACAUUAACAUAACUUUGCAGAUGGCACUCAUAUGACACAUUGUGUUGGUAGUGUCAUUAAACCUCAAUCAAUCAACAAAAGUUAUAAAAACUGUCUUUUAAAUCAUUUUUUGUUCACAAUUUUGAAUUAAAAAUUUAUUAAUACAGUGGAUUGUAAAGUGUGAGGCAGGCUUGAGUUUGAAACCUGAAAAUUUGUAAUUCAUUUAAUCUACAUUGUUGUUCAAUCCAUGUAAUUGGACAAAAAUGUUUGGAGGACAUUUGUUUAUCAUAUAAAUAUUACUGCAAAGUGGUCAUAUUUAAUGGAAUUUUCCUAUUAUUCUAAGUUUUGUUUUCAAAGGAUUUGUUUAUAUUUGGAGGAGGUUUAGCCCUCUUGUAACUUUGUAUUCAAAUGCAUAACCAUGAUUGUUGAAAGUUCUGCACUAAAAGUGGUCCUAUUUAAAAUUGAUCGUGAACAUAUAAUGUAUAUGGUUUAAGGGAAAAAUAAUUGUUUCAAGGGUUACAGCUCGUUAUUUUGAAGGUUUAUUAUUCCAAAAUUUUAUUCGUCCAAAUUAGGGGGUGGGUUUGAAUAUGGACUUGAAAUUGAAAUAAAGAGUGAUUUAGUUUUAUUGGCUCUACAAGUAGUUUGCAGUCAAAGUGCAUACUUUAGUAAAAGGUGUACUUAGAAUGCAAAAAGAAAAUGGGGCUGUUUUUUUAGGAUGCAAUUUACGCCCAUUUUUUGUGAAAUAGGGGAUACAGUGGCUUAAAUAAUAACACUGCUAAAAGGGGCUGAAUUCUGGGGUGCAGAACGAUCGCUGUCACAUCUUUGAGUAUAUGGUUACAACACGGGAUCCUGUUUAAUAAAGGCUUGCUAUAAUAAGAAAUAUAAAUGUACUACCAGUCAACCAAAUUGAAUGAUUACAGUAGCUUUUAACUGUUAUGCAAUUUUUUUUAUUAUUAUAAAAAGUUCAUGAAACAGGCCCUGGAAGUUCGGGGGCCCCAUUAAAAAAAAAGACCUUACCACUAAGGUAACCUUUGUAAACUAUUAUGGAAACCUUUAUUUGAUUGCACCGUUUCCACGGUACUUUGAUAAUAAUGGCAAAGUCACCAUAAUUGGAAGUUCUUUGCGGAAUAUGUACCCAACAUUUUUUAAAUUAUUAUAUCAGUCAGGAAUUUGCAAUAACCACUCUUGGAUUAAAUUGAAACUUAUAUAAUAUGUGUAUUGAAAGAUGAAAUUUAUUAUACGAUUUUGAUUUGGUAAGUAACCUAUAUAUUGUAAAUCAACCAUUGGAAUUGGGACAGGAGGCUUCAUGCCACAGUAAUUAAGUUAACUUUUUCUGUCCCUGGCGUUCCACUGGUUGAUAUUUCUUAUUUUGUAUUGUAUACAUUGAAAUGUAUUUUUGAAUAUUAUUUGCCGAAUAAAUAAUAAUAAUAACCUCAGAUAUUUUUGAGAAUAAAAUUUUCAAUGAUAUGCAGAA
Messenger RNA from Lytechinus pictus (painted urchin), 4413 nucleotides. RefSeq names its product osteopetrosis-associated transmembrane protein 1-like. Bases 122 to 1195 code for a protein of 357 amino acids. Gene Ontology annotation, cellular component: cytosol. The record is from RefSeq and is a predicted model, not a curated record. NCBI's taxonomy places the organism in Eukaryota, Metazoa, Echinodermata, Echinoidea, Temnopleuroida, Toxopneustidae. The transcript has 6 exons.